Messenger RNA from Bombus pyrosoma, 8463 nucleotides. RefSeq names its product calcium-transporting ATPase sarcoplasmic/endoplasmic reticulum type (gene SERCA). Gene Ontology annotation, cellular component: membrane. The record is from RefSeq and is a predicted model, not a curated record. The coding region runs from base 496 to 3558 and encodes 1020 amino acids. Gene Ontology annotation, biological process: calcium ion transmembrane transport; intracellular calcium ion homeostasis. NCBI's taxonomy places the organism in Eukaryota, Metazoa, Arthropoda, Insecta, Hymenoptera, Apidae. The transcript has 13 exons. Gene Ontology annotation, molecular function: ATP binding; ATP hydrolysis activity; P-type calcium transporter activity.
UCGCUUCGUUUCGUUGAGCAGCGCAGGCGUUGCCCUUUGAAUGUUUGUUUGUUUUCGCCCUCGACCACCCUUCAUGUAAAGAGGAAAGCAGAGGAACCAGAGGAAAGCGCGCGUUCUCACGGUACGAUGUUCAGGGAGGAGUAGCGAGUCUGUAAUCGGGAUCGUCGCAUCAACGGGGAGAGACAGGCCUCGCAAAAGUUCGCCGAAGUGUGACACACUCGCCGCCUUCUCUUUCGCUUACUUUACCUGUCUUCACGGUACUCUUCUGCGCAUUGUCCGUCGUACAACGCGAAAGAAACGCGCGGCCGAUCGUAGAAUCGCAAAGUGCGACCGGGACCCAGCCGCACCGGUGCCGAUUUCCUUCGAGAAAUCGAUUCGGUGAGGAAACAACAGCCCGGAGCCAAGCACAAGAAGACGAAGCAUUGAAAAUUGCAGUGUGAAUGAACGUGGACAGUCACUGAACGGACAAAAUUAGUGACUAAUACAGAAGUAACCAUGGAGGACGGUCAUUGCAAAACAGUGGACGAGGUGGUAAAUUUCUUUAAUGUCGACUCUGACAAAGGAUUAUCUCUUGACCAAGUUAAGAGGAACCAGGAGAAAUAUGGUCUCAAUGAAUUGCCAGCCGAGGAGGGAAAGUCUAUAUGGCAACUCGUCUUGGAGCAAUUCGACGACCUUCUAGUUAAGAUUCUUCUAUUAGCCGCUAUUAUUUCUUUUGUAUUAGCUUUAUUUGAGGAGCACGAGGAUGCGUUCACGGCCUUCGUCGAGCCCUUCGUCAUUUUGCUCAUUCUUAUUGCCAACGCCGUGGUCGGUGUGUGGCAAGAACGUAAUGCCGAGUCUGCGAUCGAAGCGUUGAAAGAGUACGAGCCUGAGAUGGGCAAGGUCCUGCGAAUGGACAAAGCCGGCGUCCAGAGGAUUCGUGCCAAGGAGAUCGUGCCCGGCGACAUCGUAGAAGUGUCCGUCGGUGACAAGAUCCCGGCCGAUAUCCGUCUAACCAAGAUCUUCUCGACUACCCUCAGGAUCGAUCAGUCUAUCCUGACCGGUGAAUCUGUCUCGGUGAUCAAGCAUACGGAUCCUGUGCCUGACCCACGUGCCGUCAAUCAGGACAAAAAGAACAUCUUAUUCUCUGGUACUAACGUAGCCGCGGGUAAGGCUCGUGGUGUCGUCAUUGGAACUGGACUGAACACCGCCAUUGGUAAGAUCCGUACCGAGAUGUCCGAAACCGAGGAGAUCAAGACACCUCUGCAACAGAAAUUGGACGAGUUUGGCGAACAAUUAUCGAAGGUUAUCUCCGUAAUCUGCGUGGCUGUCUGGGCCAUCAACAUUGGACACUUUAACGAUCCCGCUCAUGGUGGAUCUUGGAUCAAGGGAGCCAUCUACUACUUCAAGAUCGCCGUUGCCCUAGCCGUAGCCGCCAUUCCCGAAGGUUUACCGGCUGUAAUUACCACUUGCUUAGCUUUGGGUACCCGUCGUAUGGCGAAGAAGAACGCCAUCGUGCGAUCCUUGCCAUCCGUCGAGACCUUAGGUUGUACCUCUGUCAUCUGUUCGGACAAGACUGGUACCUUGACCACCAAUCAGAUGUCUGUUAGCCGAAUGUUCAUCUUCGAUAAGAUCGAGGGCAACGACAGCAGCUUCCACGAAUUCGAGAUCACUGGUUCGACCUACGAACCAGUGGGUGAGAUUUUCUUGAGAGGCAAGAAGAUUCGUGGUCAGGACUACGAAACUCUUCACGAAGUUGGUACGAUCUGUAUCAUGUGCAACGACUCCGCUAUCGAUUUCAAUGAAUUCAAACAAGCAUUCGAGAAGGUCGGCGAGGCAACAGAGACUGCUCUUAUUGUUCUUGCGGAGAAGAUCAAUCCGUACGGUGUCUCUAAGAGCGGACUGGAUAGGCGUAACACGGCCAUCGCUGCCAGACAAGACAUGGAGACGAAAUGGAAGAAAGAAUUCACUCUGGAGUUCUCUCGCGAUCGUAAAUCUAUGUCUUCUUACUGUACACCCUUGAAACCAACUAAAUUGGGUACUGGACCGAAAUUGUUCGUUAAGGGCGCCCCGGAAGGUGUCUUGGACAGGUGCACGCACGCUCGUGUUGGAUCUACCAAGGUUCCUCUUACGUCUACUCUGAAAAAUCGUAUAUUGGAUCUGACUCGCCAAUAUGGUACUGGCCGAGAUACUCUGCGUUGUCUUGCUCUUGCCACUGCUGAUCACCCAAUGAAACCUGACGAUAUGGAUCUUGAUGACUCCACGAAGUUCUACACGUACGAAAAGGACCUCACCUUCAUCGGUGUCGUUGGUAUGCUUGACCCACCUCGUAAGGAAGUAUUUGACUCGAUUGCCAGGUGUCGUGCCGCUGGUAUUCGUGUUAUUGUCAUUACUGGUGACAACAAGGCUACCGCUGAAGCCAUCUGUAGACGUAUCGGUGUCUUUAGUGAAGAUGAAGAUACGACCGGAAAGUCAUACUCUGGACGUGAAUUCGAUGAUCUUCCUUCGUCGGAACAGAAGGCUGCCUGCGCCAGAGCUCGUCUCUUCUCUCGUGUAGAACCCGCUCACAAAUCCAAGAUCGUUGAGUUCUUACAAAGCAUGAAUGAAAUUUCGGCUAUGACUGGUGAUGGUGUAAAUGAUGCGCCUGCUCUGAAAAAAGCCGAGAUUGGUAUUGCUAUGGGAUCUGGUACCGCUGUCGCGAAAUCUGCCUCUGAGAUGGUAUUAGCUGACGAUAACUUCUCUUCCAUUGUCGCCGCUGUUGAGGAAGGUCGUGCCAUCUAUAACAACAUGAAACAGUUCAUUCGUUAUCUGAUUUCUUCCAAUAUUGGUGAAGUCGUAAGUAUAUUCUUGACUGCCGCCCUCGGUCUUCCCGAAGCUCUGAUCCCUGUACAACUUUUGUGGGUCAACUUGGUAACUGACGGUCUUCCAGCUACUGCUCUCGGUUUUAAUCCACCUGACUUGGAUAUUAUGAGCAAGCCUCCUCGUAAAGCCGACGAAUCUCUCAUCUCUGGUUGGUUGUUCUUCCGCUAUAUGGCUAUUGGUGGAUAUGUAGGUGCUGCGACUGUUGGAUCAGCUGCAUGGUGGUUCAUGUACAGUCCGCAUGGACCACAGAUGAGCUACUAUCAACUGACUCAUCAUUUGGCGUGCUUGGGUGGUGGCGAUGAAUUCAAAGGCGUUAAUUGCAAGAUCUUCACAGAUCCUCAUCCCAUGACGAUGGCUCUGUCUGUACUCGUAACCAUUGAAAUGUUGAAUGCUAUGAACAGUUUAUCUGAGAAUCAGUCUCUCGUCACUAUGCCGCCUUGGUCUAACAUGUGGCUCAUUGCCUCUAUGGCUCUUUCUUUCACACUCCACUUUGUCAUCCUUUACAUCGACGUCCUUUCGUCUGUAUUCCAAGUUACUCCUCUAACGGGCGAGGAGUGGGUUACCGUUAUGAAGUUCUCCAUUCCAGUGGUACUUCUCGACGAAACUCUUAAGUUCAUUGCCAGAAAGUUCGCAGAUGGUGAGAAUCCAAUUGACUCAGUGCUUUGGAUCGUUCUAAUGUGGGCUGUGUUCUUUGGACUCUUAAGUAUUUGUCCCAUAUAGAACGUCCGUGAAAACAAACAUUUAGUCUAACAGACAGUGUUUUUCCUAUGGAAAACAUUUUGCAACUGAGUUCUCGGACUUGCAAUUGCAUUUAAACAAAAACCGAAGUUCUUCCCCGUUGCCCGGGAAGCCUCGAAGAUAAGUUAUUAAUUGAAGUGCGUUUAAGUGAGAUUUUAACCAGUUUGACUGUUGUGCAUGGUGUUAGUACAACCAAUACAGAUUUGCCACCAAGGCCCACCAUGCCCGCAUCACACCGUACCCUGAAGUCGCUCUACAAUCAUAUUACGGGUUUCAGUGGCUUCGAGUGAUAAAAAAGAGACCCCGCGCAAUCAAAACUAUUGUGAUUGUUAAAUUAUUUUCUACGAGUGCCUUUUAAACAUUAACUUUCCCUCCCCAACAAAAGAAAAGAAAGAAACAACACCCACCAAUGUUUUUUCUAACCUUGAUACAUUAGUACACCCGUUUCCCUAACCCUGUUGUUAAAACGUAUACACAUUGCAUGAUAUUUGAGCACAAUGCACUUCUAAAACAUUAAUUUAUUCAUCAACAGUUUGUGGUAUAGUACCUUCGAUUCUGAGUAGCCUAUAUAUUACUGUUUUAUACGUACUGCACAUCUGACGAUGUCUUAGCUUAAAAAAAAGAAAUUGCAAUAUUCCUUUAUUCUACUUCUCUUUAUCCAUGAAUUUCUUUUUAAUAAUUGAGACGUAAGCUAUUGCAAGUAAAGUCGAAUAUAGAAAUUCUCUUUAAAUUAGUUAAAACAUCGGCAGAAUAGAGUCCUAGAGAGCAUGUUGCACGAUAUUUUGCGGUAGUUCUAUUUUUGGGCACUUAACUUUUCUAACGCACAGCAGCACACACAUCAUAUAAUUUCGUUCGUUUCAUUUUUACUUGGAGAACAUCCUUAGAUGUUUUAUAUUUUCCUUGCCGUAUUUAUUUCUAAUUUUAAUUUUCUCUCACUGUUUAUCUUUCUAUCUAACUCUAGCCGCUUUUAUUGUUGCUUGUUCUUAAAACACUUGUUGUUAUUCGUUAAUCCUUAGCACUUGGAGUGUCUCCUUCGAUCAAGACGACAAAACUGGAACUGCCUAACCCGUUGCUGAAAUAUCAACGCAGAGAUUGUGCAUGAAGUUGAAAAAUUAAUGGAUCUCACCUUUGAACCCGUCUGUUAAUUAUGUCUUCCUUCCCUCGUAGACGAGUAAUUGCAUGCACAACCGUGGUAAUUUACCGAUGGUAAAUCCUAACCAAAACAAGAAUAUUCACCUCGUAGAACAAUCACUAUCAAUGGUUUUCGAAUCCUGCUGUGCUUUACCUAUUUCCUCGAUGAUACUCAAUUGUUAUAUCUGUUUAAGGCAUUCUUUAAUUACUCGAUAUUUAGCCUGGUACAAGUAAGAGUCAACUUCAACGGUGUACAGGUAAAAAACGAAAUUUACGCAUAUUUUAAUCUUUACCGUUGAAUUACGUUAGCACGGCAGGAUCAUCCUAACAUCUUUGCACUAUCAUUGCAUCCACGCUGUUACCUUCACGUGUACUUUACUGGAUGUGAUUUGUGUCUAAACAAUCGAUGCCACGUAAUAGAUUUGUAAUAUCACUAACUCACCGGACACGGGCUGCAAAGGCACAUUGCGUAUAAGAUACAAAAAAGAAAUAAUUCGACACUGAUCUAUGGCCUUUGACAGUCCGUGUCUCGUCAUAUUAAUCUCCCUCAGGAUGGUGGUCUGAACGCGAGAACGCUCGAUCAGGAAGUAUAUCUUUGUUCCUAUUAACAACAAUUGCUGAUAGUUCGAAGCAUUGGAAUCUCUUCACUUGACUCUUUCAUUGUGGAAUUAUAGAUAAAUAGCGAAAGAUAGUUUUAGCGUAUUUGAAUAAUAAACCAUUUCUACGAAAGUACACGUCAUCAGAUGAAUAAAUGAAUGACUUUAAUCAAUAAGUCGACAAAGGUGGAUCACCGCGAUGAAAGAGUUGACACCAUCACGAACGUUCACUGUCCGAUAAUCUAUCUUUUCUCUCUUUCCUUUGUACAGAGACACGAUAUAGUUUUCACAUAUAAGAAAUUUGUAAAAAUGAAUGUUACGAAUGUUAUUUACCCUGGACAGUAUAAAUGUGUUAGAUCAGUUCUUGCCACGUUACAAACGUUGCUCAGUCGAACUGCAUACAUAGCUUUUCCUGUAUAAAUACCUUCAUAUCCUCAUCAUCAUCGUCGUCGUUUUCUUCUUUCUCUUCUUCUAGUUGUUCUUGUUGUUACAACCAACGUAGAUAAGAAUGCUCGAGCAUCGAACGGGAUUUCGAGUUCAGAUUCGCCAUCAGAUACCCAUGCUAUAUAAUAUACACGCGCCACAUGCGAAAGCGAAAGAUUCGGUGUCGUCACGAGUAUAUGUGGGCCUUUUUAACGCAUCUAACUGCUGUCUCUUAGUCAUUUCUCUCAUUCGGGGUUUUAUAAAUCGUACCACGUUAGAAAGAUACGAAGAAAAAAAUAGUGUCAUUCGACCGAGUCGAGUGUCGUGUUUUCAUUUUCCUCUUUUUUUUUUUUUCUUUUUUUUUUUUUUUUUUUUUUUUUUUUUUUUUUUUUUUUUACGAGCAAACGAAGGCGAAAAAUAUAAAUCGGAUAAGCCAUUCCUCGACCAUGUGCAAACGCAACAAGACUGACGAUGUGGUCACGAGGAUCGCUUGCGUACCUUUUGCGUUCAAAAAAAGACGAGACGAUGAGAACGUUCUCUCUUUUUCUCUCCGUUCUUUUUUUUCUUUGUGUGUCCACCGUUCGUUCGACGCGACGAGUGCAUAUAAUUAAUUUAAUUCUGCGUGAGACAGCGUCAUUCGCAGUGUAACGACUAGUGUAAUAUAUAAAUAUACAUAUAUGUAUAUGUAUAUAUAUAUUAAUUACCGGUUAGGGCGCCAUACUACUUUGGUAUAGACAUAAUUAAACUUAAUCAGACCCGUGAAGCAAGGAUUCGUAAAGAAACAUCGAAAAGACUUGUACGAUCCGUUUGUCCACGUGCUUAAGGUGCAGCGCUAGAGCGUGCGCGCACUCUAAACCACGCUUUUAUUUUAUUUCAUACUCUUCCCUCCUUUUUCGAUUGUAUUCAACUCACUAACUUGUAUGUUUUAUUCGAAAUAACGGAAUUUACUUUUUGUACAGCGAGAUAUGAUGAAGUAUCGGCACGAUUUUCUCCGAUAAUCUCAUGCGAGAUACAGUCGAUGAACAAAAAAUGAAAGUGUAACGUUAUAAAUGUUUAACUUUUCCUCUUUUCUUCUUUCCCUGUCUUCGAAUUUAAUUAUCGUAUCAGCACGGAGAUGUCAGCGAAGAUCAUGGUGCCGAUACGGUCAGAAAAAGCAAAAAGAAAUAUUAAAAAGGUUAUUGAAAGAAAAAAAAAGAAAGAAAAGUAGGAACGGUCUGACAGCACUUCAUCAACGCUCAAUAAACAUUGACGAGAGAAAUUCCGUGCUUUCUUUCGUUCACUCGACGUCUCGAACGUUUGUAAGUACUUGCAUAUUGUGUGGAUUGUGUUCUCUUCAUCUUUCACUUUUCCUUUUCUUUUGCUCUUCGUUUACUUCCUCCCUUCUAAUUAACUCUCAUUGACAAAAGAUCCGUGACAAAGAAGCCGAGGAGCAGUAGAGAGUGCCAUCGAUGAAAGAGAAGGCCAAUGCAGCGUUGGGCAAUUGAUCGCACGUUUGAAUGGCGAUCGGCGCGCGCCUUCGAGUAUAUCUCCUUCGAUCGACGAUCGAAAGAGAAAUUAUUUUGGAAUUUGUCAGACAAAAAAAGAAAAAAAGAUAUAUAUAUAUAUAUAAGUAUAUAUAUUUUGACCUAUCUACCUUCGUAGUAUAAAUCUUCUCAUCCAAAGCUGAAGAAGAUAUAACUCGAAACGUAAUGAUUAACGAUUGAUUAAUAAUUGAAAGAAAGAAAACAAAUAAAAAGCAAGAGAGGGAGAAAUAAAUAAAUUAUUUAAAACUCCACAUUUUUUCUCAAGAAGCUUGCCCAACGCUUCAAGUAACCUAAUCUAGUACGAUAUAGCUACGAUGAUGAAACCACGGUCGCAUCGUUCGUGCAGGAAGUACCUAUUUCUAAUGAUAUAAUGAGAUAAUAAUAAUAUUAAUAUUAAUAAUAAUAAUAAUGAUUAAUAACUUAUAAUAGAGAGUGCGACUAUAUUGAAUGAUUUUUUCUGAUGCAUACUAUCAUCGCCACGGAUGCACGUUAUGGCGAGCCACGGUGUGUGAUGAUCCUAAUUAAUUAGACCCGGGUAUAUUCAUAGUUUAACGAGUAACCGGGACGAGGUUCGAUCUUGUACACGGAAAGAAGAAGUUAAUAGUAAUAUAAAGAAUUAUAAACGAUCGCGAGUUACUCGCAGGAUCGCUAUGAAAUAGAACAGUCUAUAUAUAUAUACAUAUAUAGAUACAUAUAUAUGUGUAUAUAUAUAUAUAUUAUACGUGUAUACCAAUAUUUCGAUCGAUGAUUGUAAAUUAACAAAAAGACAACGUCGAUCGAUUUAUAGGCGACAGAUAUUUUCAUCUGUCGUUAGUAAAAAUCGAAAGGUUUAUUUAUCAGUUUAUUUUUAUUUAUUCAAGUACACAUACACACAAACACACACAUAUAUACACACAGAAGUUCGAAUCGAGACCGGAAGAACAAUUAUAAGUGAAAGUAUAAAUAUCGCAUCGCGGCUAUCAUUAAUUUCAAUACGAUGAUUAACCGCGGUCCGAUCUAGUGCGUUACUUGUUGUAAUAAAAGAUAAGAAAAAAAAAAAAGGAAGAAAGAAAGAAAGAAAAAACAAUGAUGUGUUACUAAUGCGUGUUCGAAGUUUCAUUGAUCGGCCUACCACGAGUUAGAAAUUACUUGAUAAGAAUACGGUAUAUACUUGAGAAGUGGCAUCUGCCGCGUGUACGAACAUCGAACACUUAAUACAAUGUGAACUGUAAUAA